Coccinella septempunctata (seven-spotted ladybird) is the source of this 873-nucleotide messenger RNA. RefSeq lists its product as uncharacterized. Gene Ontology annotation, biological process: hemocyte migration. The record is from RefSeq and is a predicted model, not a curated record. Gene Ontology annotation, molecular function: growth factor activity. Gene Ontology annotation, cellular component: membrane. Lineage: Eukaryota; Metazoa; Arthropoda; Insecta; Coleoptera; Coccinellidae. The transcript is spliced from 2 exons. The coding region runs from base 217 to 600 and encodes 127 amino acids.
CAAUUGACAAGCUACUCGCGUGUGAAUUUUAAUCAUUUUUUCAGAUUUUCCUGGUACCACCUACCGCAAACACCUAUUCAUUAAACGGAUGGGUCUCACACUUUACUCAUAUAUAACCGGCCGUGUCCAAUCCUGUCUUCCAGUUCACGAGCAGAUAGAGCUUGCGAAGAUAUAAGAUAAAACAUUCAUUCGCGGGUAUCACACGAGUCGAGCGGUAUGGUCAAAUUUUCGAUCUUGGCCCUGUAUGUGGUUUUUAUCGCGGUGGCUGGAGCCAGUGAGUUCGAAAAGUGGAAAGAUCACAACGCUAUCGUGGAAGAGUUCAAGUGUCGGGAGCCUCAAGCCAGGAGUUUUCAAUGGGAUUCGUUGGUCGGGGAGGAUUUCAAGAUCAACGAUAAAGAAAUAAUAGUACCCUGGUCCACCGUUCUCCACCGUUGCGAAAAUUCUGGUUGUUGUUCAAACGGAAAAAUAUGCCUUCCCAAGAAAACCGAGAUGAUCGAUCUAACGUUUGCCACAGUGAGCAGGAAAAGAAAUUACUUUACUGUCACUGCAGAGAAUCACACUGAAUGCUCCUGUCAGAAAAACAGCGAUAAGCCUAAAUGAUAUUUUCCAUAGAAGAUGGUCAUGAUGUAUAUUUGUCGAAUUAAAAUCUGAAUAUGAAACAAAUCGAUGAAACUACUUAUUUCCUGUUGACUGACUUAAUUUUAGAUUCUUAUUGUUAGUGGAAAUGGUACAUGUGGAAAAAAAUUGGUAUUAUAAUAUGUAAUUAGAUUAAAAUUGUUGUAUAUAUUUAUUAAGAAAAAAAGACUGUGAUAAUACCGAAAAUGUAAGAAAGGUAGAUAGUUAAUGUGAGAAUAAAUUCCUUUCUAAUCUUUA